CCCUAGGGUUUAAGCACGACAGCAAAACCCUAAUUCCACCUUCGCCAUCCUCCAACUUCAAUUACUAUUACUUCGCAACAAAAUCCACUGCUCAAUUUCACCUCAUAGAAAUGGGAUCAAAGAAAAAGAAGGCAAACAAAUCCGUUGCCGGUGAUUCCGCCGGCGGCAGCGGGGGCGGCAAAAAUGGCAAGAAGAAGGAGAUUCAACUAAUUGAAGAUCCUCGAUUUUCAAUGAUUCACACCGAUCCAAAGUUUCACAGCAUUCCCGUUCGAAAGAAUAAGAUUUCAAUCGACCCUCGGUUUAAAGAAAUUUUAACUGACAAGGGUUUCGCGGAUUCCUCGGCGAAGGUCGAUAAGCGUGGGAAACCUAAAAAGCUGUCGGAGAACGUUUUGAAGCGAUUCUAUCAUUUGGAGGAUGAUGAAGAUGAUGAACUUAAGAAGAAGAAGAAGAGUGUUGUAAAGAAGAAGGUGGAGGAGAGUGAAGACGAGUUGAGUGGCGAUUCCUCUGAGGCGGAAUCGGAGGGGGAUUCAGAGAGUGAUGAUUUAGGUUCAACGACUGGUAGUGAUGAUGAUUCUUCGGAUGGUGUUGAUUUGUCGGAAGAUGAUGACGACUCUGUUGAGGUGGAAAAUGUACCUGUAAUUGACAGCGAAACACAUAGAUUGGCAGUUGUUAAUAUGGAUUGGAAUCAAGUUAAGGCUGUUGACAUAUUUAUGAUGUUGAGAUCAUUCCUGCCUAAAGAAGGACAAAUUAAGUCUGUAACGGUCUAUCCUUCAGAAUUUGGGCUCAAGCGUAUGGAAGAGGAAGCAGUUCAUGGUCCAAUUGCCUUGUUGGGAAAUGAGAAGAAAAAGGAUGAUGGGAGUGAUGAUAAUGAUAAUGAAGAUGAUGAUGAUGAACAUGAAGAAGAUGAUGAUGAUGAUGAUGAUGAUGAUGAACAUGAAGAUGUUGAUGACGAUGAAGAUGACGAUGACGAUGAAGAAGACAACGAGAUAGAUACUGAAAAGCUGCGUGCUUAUGAAAAGAGUAGGCUAAGGUAUUACUACGCCGUAGUGGAGUGUGACACUAUUGCUACUGCAGAUUACAUUUACAAAGCUUGUGAUGGUGUCGAGUUUGAAAGAUCAUCUAAUGUGCUGGACCUGAGAUUCAUACCUGAUUCUAUGGAAUUUCCUCAUCCACCGCGGGAUGUUGCGAAGGAGGCACCUGUUGAUUAUGAGGGGUUAGACUUUCAGACUCGUGCUUUGCAGCAAAGCAAUGUAACCCUUACUUGGGAUGAUGAUGAACCACAUCGUGUGAAGACACUGAGGCGUAAAUUCAAUGAUGACCAGCUUGCUGAAUUGGAGUUGAGAGAGUUUUUGGCUUCUGAUGAGAGUGAUGAGGAUGAGGACGAGAAUGAGGAUGAGGACGAAGAUUUAUCUGAUAAAAUAAAUAAUAAGGCCAGCAAGAACACGAAGGCUAGAAUGGCCAAGAAGGAUAUGUACCGUGCCUUGGUCCAAUCUGGGGAUGGAUCAGAGGCAGAUGAAGAUGAAGGCCAAGAUAUGGAGGUUACUUUCAAUACUGGUCUAGAAGAUAUUAGCAAGAAGAUUCUUGAAAAGAAGGAUAAAGGAUCAGAAAGUGUUUGGGAGGCAUAUCUGAGAAAGAAGAAAGAGAAAAAGAAGGCUAGGAAAUACAAGUCGAAGAACUCAUCGGACGAUGAGAGUGAUGAGAGUGAUCAAGAGCCUCUCGAACAACCAGAUGACUUUUUUGAGGAAGAUCCAUCUAUUGUUAGAAGCAAGAAGGUUACUCAUGGUAAGAAAAAGAGGGAGGAGAAGAAGAGACCCUUGGAAGAUGAAGAAACAGCAGCUACCACGGCAGAGCUUGAGCUAUUACUUGCAGAUGACAAGGGAGCAGAUAAAAAUAUUAAGGGUUACAAAAUUAAACAGAAAAAGGGCAAGGGAAAGAAGGGUAAAGAGGAUCCUGAUGAAGACAAUUUACCAACAGUUGACUAUGAUGAUCCACGUUUCUCAGCUCUCUUCACUAAUUCUGCGUUUUCUCUGGAUCCUACGGAUCCCCAAUUCAAGAGGAGUGCAACUUAUAUUCGGCAAUUAGCUCAACGGCAACAGAAUGACGGGGAAGAUGAUGCAGCAAUAGAGCCAGUGGAACAGUCAAGACCAAGUUCAAAUGACGCUAGUAGCAAAGAAGACGGGAAUUCUGUAGGUAAGUCUCGAAAGGAGAAGUUUGAGUUAUCCUCGAUUGUAAAAUCCAUCAAGAUGAAGUCUCAGCAGCUCCCUAAGCCAUCUAGUGUUAAAAUGAAAAAGGACAAGACGGAACAUGAAUCAACCAAAAAGGAAAAGAAGCAUAAGCUAGAAGGCUUGGAUCGCAAAAUGAAGAAAAAGCCUAGAAUUGUAGAAUAAGACCCAACUCACUUCAGCAACACAGAAUUUUGAUAAUUUAUUCAUUUGUAUUUUAAAUUAAAUACAUGAUUCUGCUCGAUAUUCCUUUUCAAGUCGAUUUGUUUAGAGUAGGAUUUGUAGCUUGUUUACAAUGCUGUUCCAGGCGGAGUUCUUAUAUUUCGUUAUUCUUCUUGAUAAGCUUUGGAGAAAAUGCAGAGGAAUGAAAAUCACAGUUUGUUACAA
This is a messenger RNA of Spinacia oleracea (spinach), 2609 nucleotides long. RefSeq names its product pre-rRNA-processing protein esf1. The record is from RefSeq and is a predicted model, not a curated record. Gene Ontology annotation, biological process: rRNA processing. Lineage: Eukaryota; Viridiplantae; Streptophyta; Magnoliopsida; Caryophyllales; Amaranthaceae. Gene Ontology annotation, molecular function: RNA binding. The transcript has 7 exons. The coding region runs from base 111 to 2387 and encodes 758 amino acids. Gene Ontology annotation, cellular component: nucleus.